Aricia agestis (brown argus) is the source of this 1970-nucleotide messenger RNA. It is a transcript of the gene MetRS-m, whose product is annotated as methionine--tRNA ligase, mitochondrial. The coding region runs from base 197 to 1846 and encodes 549 amino acids. Gene Ontology annotation, molecular function: methionine-tRNA ligase activity; ATP binding. The record is from RefSeq and is a predicted model, not a curated record. Gene Ontology annotation, biological process: methionyl-tRNA aminoacylation. NCBI's taxonomy places the organism in Eukaryota, Metazoa, Arthropoda, Insecta, Lepidoptera, Lycaenidae. The transcript has 11 exons.
AAGUUGUUUUGAAUUUGCAUUUUAUUAGAAUAAAACUAAUAAAUCUUAUCAAAUUAAAAUAAAUUGUCGGAAAGUUUUACGAUAUAGGUGCACUACAAGUUAUCGCUGUUAAUAAAGUUUAUGUUUGUAAACUAUGUACAACAAUUUGCGUUCCUAACCUGUCUUCACUGUUUGUAUAAGAUUUUAAGGUGUUAAAAUGAGAUUAACUCUUUCUUUGCUCUCGUCAGCUAUCCAGAAAAGGCCGUUUUAUAUAACAACGCCCAUAUUCUAUGUAAAUGCUGCUCCACACUUAGGACAUUUAUACACAGCUGUUGUAGCUGAUGCUAUACAGAGAUUUGAGAAACUCACAAAUCCACAUCUCAAUGUAAUAUUCAGUACAGGCACAGAUGAACAUGGCACUAAAAUACAACAGGCAGCGGCUAAAGCCAAGCUACCCCCAGCGCAAUACUGCGACAACCUCUCUAGAGAGUACAGAGAUCUGUUUAAAGACUUUGAGGUGCAAUAUACAGACUUCGUACGAACUACAGAGGACAGACAUAAGAAAGCUGUGAAUCAUUUUUGGAGGAAAUUAAAGGAUGAUGAUUACAUCUACAAAGCGAAGUAUGCUGGCUGGUACAGUGUCAACGAUGAGGCGUUUGUACCAGAAGCACAGACAAGAACAGAUAUCACCCCUGAGGGAAAAAUCCGCAUAUCAGUGGAAUCGGGUCACAAGGUGGAGUGGACGGAAGAAACCAACUACAUGUUCAGACUCAGCGCCUUCAAGACACAUCUGCAGCGGUGGCUUGAAACUGAUGGUGUUAUCCAGCCGGCCAAGUUUCAACGACAACUCUUGGAAUAUCUGUCAUCGGAGACCUACUUCCCUGAUAUAUCUGUGAGCAGACCAGCUGAGAGAGUUCACUGGGCUAUACGGGUAUCAGACGACGACACACAGAGUAUAUAUGUGUGGUUGGACGCGCUCGUCAACUAUCUGACUGUGACAGGUUAUCCUGAUGAAGACGUGAUGAAGAGCAGAGGAAGACCCUGGCCGGCCGACCUGCAUGUGGUGGGGAAGGAUAUACUCAAGUUUCACGGCAUAUACUGGCCAGCGUUUCUCAUGGCGGCCCGCUGGCAUCCGCCCCGCCGGCUACUCGUCCAUUCUCACUGGACGGUGGAUGGAGGCAAGAUGUCCAAAUCUUUGGGCAACACGGUCUGUCCAAAGACAGUGCCGGCACCCCACGCGCUAAGAUAUAUGCUGCUGAGAGAGGCGACUAUGGCUGAUGACGCUAACUACAGCGAGACGAAGUUCAUCAACAUAGCCAACUCGGAGUUAGCCGAUACUCUCGGUAACCUCGUCGCUCGGAGUUGCGGUACCGUCCUCAACCCGCGCGGCGAGAGACCGCCGCUGCACACCUGCACGCCGCCGCCCGGAGCCACGCAGCUGUUGGACGCGUUACAGAGAUUGCCCGAUACCUGCUACGACCACUACAAGAACUACCAAUUCUACAAAGCGGUAGACGCUGUCAUCAAAGUGUUGCAUCUGACCAACGGGUUCUUUGAGUCCUCCAAACCGUGGGAGCUGAAGAAGAGGCCGGAGUGCCAGAAGGACUUGGACAUAGUUCUGCACAUAACCCUGGAGACGGUCAGGAUAUGUGCUAUAAUACUGCAACCGGUCAUUCCGGAGUUGACCAAGAGGAUAUUGGAUAAGUUGAUGGUACCAGAGGAUUCCAGGUAUUGGCACAACCUACAGCCAACUUGGAGUAUAAACGGUGCUAUAGUCGAAGCGAAGAAUAUCGAAGGCGGAAAAUUCGUCCUCUUCCCUAGGAUCUAUAAAGAUAAAAAGAACCAACAGAAAAAAGCUACCGCGUAGAUAAUUGUUUAAACACUGCGUAGAAGUCCCAUAAACACAAACCCUUUCAUAUAAAAGUAUUUACACAGCAAAUUACUAUACAACAGCUAUACUCAACCUGCGGCCCGCCGGGACUUUUUUUUAA